AUGCCUGAUUUUGCAGCUGAUGAACCGUAAGUUGUCUUGUUUCUAUUUUUUGAAUUUUUUUUUGAGUUUUUUCCAAACUUUUUUUCAGAUUGGCCAAGCCCAAGGAUUUGUAUGAAAUUUUGGGAGUCCGAAAAGAAGCGACCGACGAACAGAUCAAGAAGGCGUAUCGGAAACUUGCGCUUCAAUAUCAUCCAGACAAAAAUCGAGAUGGAGAUCCGGAGAAGACUGAGAAAGUGAGUAUCUUCUGGUUUUAUGGUAUCCAAGUUUUAGUUCAAGGAAGUCAAUCAUGCAAAUUCGAUAUUGUCGAAUCCUUCGAAACGAAAAGUAUAUGACCAGUAUGGAGAUAUGGGACUCAAGCUGAUGGAUCAAGUGGGCGAAGAGACCAUGAAAUACGCGCUGAAUCCGUGGAUGAAAUGGCUCGUUCUUGGAGUCGCUAUCUUAACUUGUGGGUGUGGCUGCUGUUGUUGCUUCUGUUGUUGUUUCUGGUGAGUUAAUUAGCGAAUUAAAGCAUCAUCGUAUGUACUUUUAGUAAUUUUUGUUGCGGCAAAUUUCGUCCUGACCGUCCAGAGGGAGAGGUAAGUAUUCAGCAAGCUCUCGAUUUUAAAUUUACUUAUUUAGUUUGACACUGAUUCUACGACUCCCAAUGCGACUUCGGAACCAGUUUUUGUUCAACCUCAGAGGUCAGACGAGCCCAUUGUACUCGAAAUGCCUUCUGCAGAAAGUCGAACGGAGGAGAAAAAAGCACCUCCAUCGCCCGAAACAAAGAAAUAUGGGACCAUGGAAAAUACCGAGACAGUCUAA
Molecule: messenger RNA, 801 nt
Organism: Bursaphelenchus xylophilus (pine wood nematode)
Lineage: Eukaryota; Metazoa; Nematoda; Chromadorea; Rhabditida; Aphelenchoididae
Source: the annotation of a GenBank genome assembly